Molecule: messenger RNA, 3956 nt
Organism: Cyprinodon variegatus (sheepshead minnow)
Lineage: Eukaryota; Metazoa; Chordata; Actinopteri; Cyprinodontiformes; Cyprinodontidae
Gene: nuak1b
Product: NUAK family, SNF1-like kinase, 1
Exons: 7
Coding region: 867-2795 (642 amino acids)
Biological process (GO): protein phosphorylation; intracellular signal transduction; microtubule cytoskeleton organization
Cellular component (GO): cytoplasm
Molecular function (GO): protein serine/threonine kinase activity; tau-protein kinase activity; ATP binding
Source: RefSeq, a predicted model, not a curated record
CUCCGCCUCCGGUCUCGGAUCAUCUCGCAUUCCUUCUUCGCGGCCCCUCAUGCCGUAGAUUGAUAGAGAGAAGGAAGCAGAAACACAGACAGGGCAGACGAAGAAGCAGAAGAAAGAAGAAGGGGCGCAGCGAAGCGACCAUGGCAGUAUCCACGACGCGCCAGCGCGAGACAGAGUCCGAGCAAAGCGCGCACCCUCCACCGCCCAGCAGAGCCCGGAGCAUGCAGACGCACCACAGACAGCGUCUCGAUGAAUGAAAGCAGCCGUGUUACCUGGGCCGCGGACACAAUGAGGGUCAUCUUUACCCAAAACGCCGGUUUCGUCGCAGCUUUUUCGCCUUUCUUCUAAUAUUGGCAACGUUUAGGACGACAGAUGACGUGAACAACGUAGAACUGACCGCAGUUAGAUCGUGCCAAUUUAUUUAUGUUUUUUUUUCUUCUUAAAUAGAUGAGGGGAGAAAAAAAAGCAGCAUGCAAAAAUAAUACAGCCAGUAUUUUAAAAACGAAAGCGUAAUCAGAUUGCGAAAUCUGAAAACAGAAUAGUCAAUGUUUUAUUAGCGACAUUAUUGGCAUUUUAAUAUAAUUUGUAUGCAUAAUUAUUAUAGAUCAGUGAGAUAUUUUAGUAAUCGAUCAUCAUAGCGCGAUUAGAGCAUAAAUAGGUUAAAUGUUUGUUCACUUUGAUCAAAGCCAAAUGAUCAAACAAGACAAUCAGUAAAUGAAUUAUAUAUGUGAUAACAUCACUUUCUUUAUUAUUUGUAAUUUAUUUAUUUAUUAUUACUAUUAUUAGGUCUAUAAGUAUUAUCUUAUCAAUAGUUUUAGUUGGUAGUUUAGAAAUAUUUAGAUUGUUUAAGACACCUCUCCAGAGAAAUGGAGACCGCUUAUUUAUCCGCAAACCGAGAGGGCCCCCAGGGGCCCCAGAGAGGUCAAAGCUUAGCGGGUGUCCCCUCUCCUCCGGGCUCACCUGUCGGCGGAUCACCGGAGGAGACCCUCUCUCCGGGUGAUGGACGGCGGAGCUCGGGCGUGAAGAAGCACCACCACAAACACAACCUCAAACACCGCUAUGAGCUCCUGGAGACGCUGGGAAGAGGCACCUACGGCAAAGUCAAGAAGGCUAUUGAGCGGCAGACCGGCAGAGAGGUAGCAAUCAAAUCGAUCCGGAAGGAGAAGAUAAAGGAUGAGCAGGACAUGGUGCACAUCCGCAGAGAGAUUGAAAUCAUGUCAUCCCUCCGCCACCCACACAUCAUCUCUAUAUAUGAAGUGUUUGAGAACAAGGACAAGAUUGUGAUUGUGAUGGAGUAUGCAAGUAAAGGGGAGCUGUAUGACUACAUCAGCGAGCGUCGGCGCCUGAGUGAGCGGGAGACACGACACUUCUUCAGACAAAUCGUCUCUGCUGUGCAUCACUGCCAUAAGAAUGGAGUGGUGCACAGAGAUCUGAAACUGGAAAAUGUGCUACUGGAUGAAAACUGUAAUAUUAAGAUUGCUGAUUUUGGGUUAUCCAACCUCUACCAUAAGGACAAGCUGCUGCAAACUUUCUGUGGAAGCCCCCUUUAUGCUUCACCGGAGAUUGUGAAUGGAAGACCGUACCGUGGCCCGGAGGUGGACAGCUGGGCUCUUGGAGUGCUGCUUUAUACCCUGGUCUAUGGAACCAUGCCUUUUGAUGGGGGAGACCACAAGAAGCUCAUUCGCCAGAUUAGCAAUGGUGAAUACAAAGAGCCCACUCAGUCUUCAGAUGCCCGUGGACUGAUCCGCUGGAUGUUGAUGGUAAACCCUGAGCGGCGAGCAACAGUAGAGGACAUAGCCAAUCACUGGUGGGUAAACUGGGGCUGGAAGAACAGCGUCUGCGACUGCGAAGCCCAGCGGGCCCGUUUUAUCGAUUGGCAGAUUCGCACCGAGCCACGUAAUAAUGGGGCCAAGGCUGCAGCCGUGCCCCAGAUCCUGCGGCAGAGGCCUAAAAAAUCGAAGAAGGAAAAUGUUGAGGCUGGUCAAUCCCAAGAGGCAGCAGAAGACAAGCCAGGUUUGAAGAGACCCAAGGGCAUUUUGAAGACCAGAGUCACUGAGAAGCAAAGGUCCACCAGUAAAGAGGAAGUGGAUCUGAGUCAAGCAGCGCUGCCUCAAGCUGAAGGUGGAGAGGAGGCUUUAAGCCCUGACAGAGAGGAAGAGGAGCCAGUGUUAGGAGGUGGCUCACCAGCUAAGAUGAUACCGUCUCUACCAAAGAAAGGCAUAUUGAAAAACAACCAACAGCGGGAAUCAGGGUACUAUUCCUCCCCAGAGCGCAGUGAAUCCUCUGAGAUUUUAGGAGGAGCAAGCAUGUCAUUGUUAGCCACCCCUCCUCCUAAGCGGGUGAUGGGAAGAAAGGGCAUUCUGAAGCGAAACGGCAAGUACUCUACCUACAGUGGGCCACCCUCAGCAGCAGCAGUGGCAGGGGUACUGGGCGAGCCUCCUUCUACAACCGACUCCGGUCUGUCCCGCAGUCAGAGUCGGCCCUCCAGCAUCGUGGGGGAGGACAGCUCCAUCCUAUCGCUUUCACCGAGUUCCCUUAGCGGAGCAGAGUGGCAUCCCUCCAGCCCACAUCACCGCUCAAACAUCAGGGCUUGCGUCUCGGCUGAAAACCUGCUGCAACUAGCCAACUUCAAAGGUCUGCAGACUGCACCACCCAUCCAGGGGCCCAAAUUCAGCCGUGGUUCAAAAAUGAAAGGCUCCCCAGGGGACAAUGGCAGCUUCUCCCUGCUGGGGGAUUUGGAAGACAUGACUCAGGUGUACCAACAAGCCCUGGACAUCAGCAGCAAUCUUACCUAACAAGCUGGUGGCAGAGGGAGAGGAAGCAGAGGGAUUUGAUUGUGACUCUGUGUGUGCAAUGAAGUGUUUGUGCAGCAUUAACGACCAGUGUGUUACUGGGAUACACCUUUGGGAAGCCGUGACAAAAGUUUGGUUGCAAAAGAUAUGCUUGCGCUUACACAACUGCACACACAGAUGCACAUGUUUAUGUGUAAUUCUCUGUUCAGUGGAAAUUCAAGUUUUAGGCUUUGUGAACAGGAGAGAGACUCUGAGCUGGCACAGGAGAGAGAAAAUGCCACCCAGUAUGCUGUCCUGGCCCGCUGUAGACUCUGCUGUGUUCAAGAUGUUUACAUAUUUAGCAAGAAGGCAAGUCAGAAUCACAAACGCUGCAACCAGAAACUGGUUGGCUCUCCUUUUUGUACACCACCAAUGUCUGAGUUUACAAAAGCACCUUAAAACUCACACAGAGCACAUGCUUUUGUGAUCUUUACUUCCUUUAAAAAGAAGAAACAAACCAGGGUCUUGUUCUGAAUUUAAAAAGAAAUAUCAAUGUUUAUUUAUUAUUAAUGUUUUUAAGCUUUAGUUGUAGGUGCCAAACUGGUGGGUGGCUGGUUGAUACUGGAAUCUUCACGUCUCCAACUCUUUGGGUGAAACUGACAUAUAUAAUUAUGUUACUCAGUGAUAAACAUAUUAUUACUCAACACAUAAAACCAUGCUUGUGUCUGUAAUACACAGGCAAAUAUACUUUCUUAAAAGUGUAUGUCCUAUAUGCGUAUGGUAUGAAGAAUAUGUAGGAAGUGCCUUUUUUGAUUCAUAAUAAAAAUUAUGUAUGUUGUUUCCUUAAAAGAGAAGGAAAAGCCAGCCCACCCUGAGACCAGUUUUAUUUUUUUAAUGUUUGUGAAUGUGGAGAAACCCAGGGCCUUCAGAGCAUACCUGACUUACUUUCCUUGUACUAGGGUUUAAAGGUUGACCUUUGGUAGGUGAAAUCAAACUGUCUGGUUUUCUCCUUUUCUUUUCAUCCACAUGGAUCGGAGCUGAGCUUGCUUUUUUCAAUGUUUAAGUUCACUGUUUGUUUUAUGCAGCAGUGUAGGUUCUGCUGAACAUUUUUUUUACUGGAAUCACAAGGAAUCGCUCAUCAAGUGGGACAAUUCUGUGUAUUGUGGUGUCAAAGGUGAUAUGGAU